Gopherus evgoodei (Goodes thornscrub tortoise) is the source of this 5367-nucleotide messenger RNA. It is a transcript of the gene RAB26, whose product is annotated as RAB26, member RAS oncogene family. The record is from RefSeq and is a predicted model, not a curated record. Gene Ontology annotation, molecular function: GTP binding; GTPase activity. The coding region runs from base 50 to 847 and encodes 265 amino acids. The transcript is spliced from 9 exons. Lineage: Eukaryota; Metazoa; Chordata; Testudines; Testudinidae. Gene Ontology annotation, cellular component: endosome; Golgi apparatus.
CCAGCGCACCCGAGCCGGCUCCGGGAGCCCGGCGCUGCCCGGCCGGAGCAUGUCCAGGAAGAAAACCCUCAAGAGCAAGGGGGGGAGCAGCUCCUCGCCCCCCUCCGCGCUGUCCCCCGCCAAGGAGAACGGCCAAGCCGGCGGGGCGGCGGCGGCCAGAGCCAAGGGGGGCAGCAGCCGGCCCCGCCCGGAGCUGCCCCUCAACGGGGCGGUGCUGCCCAGCCGGCCCCCCCUGAGCAGCAGCGGGGAGUUCUACGACGUGGCCUUCAAGGUGAUGUUGGUUGGUGACUCUGGGGUUGGCAAAACCUGCCUUCUGGUGCGGUUUAAAGAUGGCGCUUUCCUGGCCGGCAGCUUCAUUUCUACGGUUGGAAUUGACUUCAGGAAUAAAGUCUUAAAUGUGGAUGCAGUGAAGGUAAAGCUGCAGAUCUGGGACACCGCGGGGCAGGAGAGGUUCCGCAGUGUCACUCACGCCUAUUACCGAGAUGCCCAUGCUUUGUUACUGCUGUACGAUGUUACAAAUAGAGCUUCGUUUGACAACAUCCAAGCAUGGCUGACCGAGAUCCAUGAAUACGCACAGCAAGAUGUGGUCCUCAUGCUGCUGGGAAAUAAGGUGGAUUCGACCCAGGACAGAGUGGUAAAAAGGGAAGAUGGAGAGAAAUUAGCCAAGGAGUACGGAGUGCCCUUUAUGGAGACCAGCGCGAAAAGUGGCUUGAAUGUCGACUUGGCCUUUACGGCCAUUGCAAAGGAGCUGAAACACAGGUCCAUGAAGCUGCCCAAUGAGCCCAAAUUCAAGCUCCAUGACUACGUGAAGAAGGAAGUCAGAGGCUCGGGAUGCUGCAGAUCCUAAAGUGCAGGCUCCAGGAGCCAGGGCAGCUGUACAGAGACUCAUGCCAAGUGUUCAUGUGCCACACUCCCUCCUCGUAGACAGUAUGUGCAUGUGUGUUCAUUGUCUGUUUAUUCUCGUAAAGGUGAGCUCAGAUGUGGAGUGAAAGGAGCAGAAGAAAAGGGUCUUUCUUGGUAGUUCCGACACUGGCUCUGGAGCAGCCACGACAUUCCAGGCACCAUGGCCCAACACCCCAUUGUAGUAGUAUUCGUUAAUUACGCACUGUGAUUGCUUCAGGUGGGGUGUAAAACUUCAAGUUCCUCCCAGGGGGAUUGUCUGUCCCACAUCAGUCACUGGGGACCUGUCCAUUCCUACGAGCUAACGGUUGCUAAUCCUGACAUGGGUUUGAUGCAGACUUUCUCUAACGUGUCCAGAGAGGAGUUUGGUACUGGUCCGCAUGCACACCUAGACAUCAAGAACUCAUUAUCAUGGUAGCUCUUGACACUUACUCCCUCUAUGGCCUUGGGCAAGUCAUUUGACCUCCUUGUGCCUCAGUUUUCCUACCUGUAAAAUGGGGAUGGUAAUACUUACCCAGCAGCAGAGGGCACGGUGAGGAUUAAUGUUGGAAAGGCGCAAUAGAAGUGCUAGGUAUUAUUGUACAACUGAGGGAAACUCCACCCUCCUACCCCCACCCCACACCUCUGUUUCUGGGCUACCCUGCUCCAUUCCAUUUUUCUUUUCCCACUCAAGAAUUCAAUUAUGAAAACAUUUUGGGCCAGGGUAUAUUUUGUGUGUAUUACAGAUCUAUAAACAUGCCCGAGAAAGAUCCCUGGUUUUCAAGGCAAACAUUUUUGUAGUCUCUCCCUUCUUACAUAUGUCAGUUUUACCAUGUUGUGUAACAUACAUUCCUUGUUAGAGGCUUCUCCUGCUCUGCCCUGCAGAAGACAAGAGCUUAGCUGUCUGGUUUUGAGUAAGCUCCUGCAAACAUACCUGUUGUACAGAGAAACCCUGACUGUUUACAUGUUUGAUAAAGGCUUUUGCUCUCCAUUAUUGCUGUUUCUAGUAUUCUGAGUAAGUAAAAACCCCCAAUGUAUUGCAGCUUAUGCUAACUAUCUUAACGUGGGUGAUAGCGUUUUCAGACUGCAAUGCUGCUUUGAUUUCUUUAAAACUCUCUUGGGCUAGAUCUUGCUUUCAGCUAAAAAAAAUCAAGGAGAAUGCUAUAGGUUUUAACUGUACAGGUUUGUUAAAAGCCCUUUGCCAGCACUGUUCAUUGGAAUCUGUUAUUUUUGUAAUGCACUUCUAAAUGCAAUGUUUGGGGGAGUUCAGAGACACUGUUGCCAAAAGGGGAUUUUUAACUGCAGAUAGUUGCAAAUUUCAUAUUUACGACUAUCAGAAUUAACUGCACUGAAUUUCCCACCACCACUUUAAUUGUGAAAUAAAGUUAUUUUAAUCAGCAAAUCAAACCCCCACCAGCUGCAAGCAGGUUGGGGGAUUUACUUAGCUCAUUAAAAUCCACCCCCUUGUUCUGUUCAGCAGAACUGAGUUGAGUUGUGAUGCUGCAUUCUGUCCACACCUGUAACUUGCUCCUGCCAAUGAGAGCAUGGAGUUUGAAAGGAAUGCAAAAUUCAGACAGCCACUGAAGCAGUGGCCUCAGAGAGUUACUUUUCCUCAACGAGCUGCUUUAAAGGUGAGUGCUGUACAAAGAAUUGCAACUUUAAAAAUAUAGAUACUCUGUUAAGGUCAGUCCGAUGCAUUUUUAGUAGCAGCAGCAGGACAAGGAAGAGUCAUAAAAACAAAAGCUGCAAUCCUGACCUAGUCAAAACAUGGCAAUUAUUUUUUCCUGGAAUUUUUUUCUUAAAUUUCCCAUUAUUUUUUUCAGAUUUUUGCUUAAAAAUUGUAAUUUUUAUUUUAAUAAACACUUUUCUUCAAAACAAUUUACCAAAAAUUUUGAUUUUUUUGUCAAGUAUUUUGAUGAAAAUCUUUGGACAGCUGUACAGUACUGCAGCAGAUACCUGCUCUAGAUUCUAGUGCAAUAACAUAUGAACCUUGGCCUGAAGAGGGAGAUGCUGAUAAAUCCCAGCUCUCUGCUAUAAGUAACUGACCCCCCCUCUCUCCCCGGCAUGCUAUUGGAUAGGACUCAGUGUGCUGUUCUGCCAGUGUUUGCAGGCAAUGAAAUACAUCAUGUGGACUGCAUGUCCUGGCAGUUGUCUCCAUGAAGCUAGUGUGCCCUGUAGCAGGGCCCCAUAAAGUACAACUACUGCACUCGAUUCAGCAAACUCAUCUGAUCCCCACCCUCUCUGCCUCAGAGCUGUGUCUGGUAGAUCACAGAAGCCACAGGCAGGGAGCAGAGUGGAUUUUAGAAAAGAUGCAAGUGGACAGCAUAUUUUAACUGGCAUUUGUUCAAGCAGAGCAAAGAUGGUUUAAGAUCUCUCCUAGGAGCAGCUGCUGCCUAUUCUCUGGGAAACUAUUUUGUGAGUAACUGCAGCACAAACAUUGUUUCCUCACAAGAGGCUAUCUUCUACAUAUAAGGUACUUGCUCUCUUGUGUAAAGAGCCAUGUGUUUGCAACAACAACCCUGUGAGUCACACACUAGACCACAGAACUAUACACUCUAAAAUUGUCCAAUUCAUGGCAGUUUUCACUUUUUGCAAGCAGCAGCAAGGGCAGAGUGGGAGCUGAAGAUUAAGGAGAUAAUGAGUCUGGACAAUAGCAUUACAGCGUGCAAGUGAGCUUUGCUGUGCUUCUGUUGCUAACAUCAGUAGCUCUGUCCUGCCCAUCCAGAUGGCAACAGGUUUUUUCUUAGUAGCCAGCCUCAACCUCUUUGGCCAAGAAUAUUAAUGGAGAUAAGUGGCACUCCUGUUCAUUGAUUCUGCUGCUACUGACUGGGUACCAAUAUUCUGAGUCAGUACAGUAUUUUCAGAACUCAUAGGCAGAGAUAGUUGUCUGGGGCUAGGAGAGGACCCAGGAAAAAUAUACAGGGGGACAUUAGAGCAUCACUAUGAUUCAUUUGGGCAGUGACAGUCUGGAUCUGGCCAAAAUUUGCCUCUGGAGCACUUCUUCCUCCUUUUGAUCCGCUAAGCAAAGUCCUUCACAGAGCUUUCUGGUGGCUCCUAAAUAAAGUACUUUCCCCUGCCUACUACUGAAAGAGUACCAACUUAAUGAAAUCACCCAUAAACCAAAAACUGUUAAUUAAAUUCUGCUUUUAAAAGAACUGCUUUUCAGGGGUCUCUAAUAGCACCUGAAUAUUCUCAGUACUGAGAAGCAUAUGGGGAUCCCCUCACUGCAAGACACCAGUCUCAUUCACUGCAUGGAGAGGCCCAACAGUGACAACUAAUUGCAAAGUACUUAAUCCUAAAGUUCUCGAAGAUUGCUGCCAUUCUCCUAGCAGGGCAUAAUCCUUUGAGCUUUGCUGUCUUUGAUAAACCUGAAAAGAACCCCCACCUCCAUUCUUUACAAUCUGCCAGCAGGAAUAGAAGUAUUUAAAAAUCAGAUAUUUAAGUGAGCAAAAAAAGUCAGCGUCACUGCAGUGUGCUUUCCUGCCUUCCUCCCCAAUUAAAUCCCCCUAGUGUGAAGCAAACAUUGUCUUACUAGCAGAAAUUUAACAACCAGUAUCAAAUAGCUGAUAUUUUUUCUGGUUAAGUCUUAUUUUUAAAGUCUAGGCUAUCUCACUGCACCUGAUUCAAGCCUUCUUUCUGCUGAUUGACUUCUGCAGUCUCUCAAUUACUCUACUGCAGCACUUCCUGGGAUUUGUAUAAGUUCUUGGCAUCUACUUUUACACAGACUUUUACUGCCCCCAAGCGAGGAAGUAUUCAGUACAAUCAUAAACAAGCCUAAGAACCCUGUGUUGUGUGCACUAACAACUUGCUGUCACUUAUUUUGCAGUUUUUAUGUUCUGUUCCUCUUAAUAAAUUUUUUUUAAGAGAGCCUCAGUCUUCACAACUGUAUCUUGUUUUCAACAUUGAGCACCCAGUUGAGUAGAAACAAAAAUAAAACCCAACACCCUCAACCGUUCAGUUACCCCAACCACAAAAAAAACCCCUCCAUUGCUGUAGGAAGCAUCUCUAUUUCUGAUCUCUCCCUUCCAUCAGAGCACUUAAAUUGACUUCACUGCUGGACUGAAUUGAACCAGGGAAGAAAGAUCACACACCUACCCAGGCAGGAACAGCUUUGCCAGGUAAACUGCAUUUCAGAUCUCCCCAACUGCUCUACACAGAGUCCAAUGUUCUGAGCAGAAAAAUACAGGAGUGAACAUCUACAUUGUUUACUGCUGUAGGCUAGGCCAGAGCUUCAGCUUUAUGAUAGGUAUCUAAAAAAAAUUAGAGUUUUCUGCAUAAUUCCAAGUUAAGUUAAAUCUAAGGUUUAACCCUUCCACUCUUCUCCUUGGACAUGCACCUCACCAGCUAUAGUGAAUUUACUAUUAAAUCCUGCUAGUAACAGACUGGACAGUUCAGCUUAACCCCAGUGAUGUGAAUAGACUAUUCCAGGGGUCUGCAACCUUUCAGAAGAAAUGUGCCAAGUCUUCAUUUAUUCACUCUAAUUUAAGG